This is a messenger RNA of Orussus abietinus, 2926 nucleotides long. Its product is annotated as serine/threonine-protein kinase MRCK alpha-like. Gene Ontology annotation, biological process: peptidyl-threonine phosphorylation; actomyosin structure organization. The record is from RefSeq and is a predicted model, not a curated record. The transcript has 8 exons. NCBI's taxonomy places the organism in Eukaryota, Metazoa, Arthropoda, Insecta, Hymenoptera, Orussidae. Gene Ontology annotation, molecular function: ATP binding; protein serine/threonine kinase activity. Gene Ontology annotation, cellular component: cytoplasm; cytoskeleton. Bases 958 to 2373 code for a protein of 471 amino acids.
AACAGUCGAAUAUACAGUUGUGCCGCGUCUGCUUUAGAUGAUCUGUGAAACUAGUUUCACUUUUCUCUCUAUUAUUACCAAUCUUUGUCGUCAUAGUGUUACAAUUGCUUUCAAUAACCUGGAGUUUUGUACAGGAUCUGCCAGGGGGUCAAUCGAAACGGUGGGGGUUUAGAGAAGGCGGUACACAAAAUUUUUCGGAAUAAUUGAAUGGUGCGCAUUAUAAACAAUUAGACGGAUUGAACACGACCUAGCCCCGACCAAUACGUUCGAUCACAAUCAAUCGAUUUGCGUAUUACCUACUUACGAAUUUUUCGUGAAAUGCUGUCUCAUGUUAUGCACUUUACGUCACGGUAAUUAAGAUUGAGACGAAGUGCUGUGUUUUAAUAAGGUUAUACGCCAAAGAUUGGGACGAUAGUUGAGGAAUUUAAUUUGACUCAUAGGAGCGCCCGUCAAGCCUGUAAAAAAAGCUAGAGCGAUUUUUGGUUCGCACUGCUUUUCGUAAUUACUGUAAUAGUUAAUUCGGGUUAUCCGCAUGGUGACGAAUCCGACUCGGAACUAUUCCCUGUACCGAAUAUUUACUCGUGCUAGUUUUCGUUUUCAUCUUGGUUCUUCAAGCUUUUGUCCUAUCAUACUACUCUAUUCUUGCCCUACAUUGUUUUGGUGCACCUGUCUAAAACAUGAAUUUAUAGCUUUUUUUUACUGACUAUUUUAUCUCCUUUUCGAACUGAUUACGUAAUUUUAAUUUGCCUCCGGUGGAGAAUGCCUAAACAGAAAUUGAGGAAAAUCACUAGUUUGCAAACAAUGUGUUGUGUCAUUGGAUUUCCCUGAAGGUGCUGAAAAUCUCUUAUCAAUUUAACGUUGGGCUCAGUUUGGUUAUAAGCAUUGCUUCCAACGUGUCAGAACAUCAACUAUAUAGUAUGUGGUGGUGGGAUAGAAAGAAAGUAUCUGAGUGUGUGAAUGAUGACGGAAGUACCAUCCAAGGAUUCUGGUGAAGGACUGCCUCGUCAACACGGAAUCAUGUCAGGUCCACCUCCACAUCACUACAAUCAUCCACCACCUGACAUUAUGCCUAAAGGGCUUGUAAUCAAUGGAGUGCCAGGGAGAUUACGACAAUUAGAGGCGCUGUUUGUUGGUGGUCCAGUACAAGGUGGUCGAGUGGGUCAUACAUUUUCUAUUGAGACACUCAUAGAUAUUUUACUAGUUCUUUAUGAUGAGUGUUGUAAUUCCUCAUUACGCAGAGAAAAAACAGUUUCCGACUUUAUUGAAUUUGUAAAACCUGUGGCUUCAUGUAUUAAGAGUUUGCAAUUAGUACGUGAGGACUUUGAUAUUGUGAAAGUCAUUGGAAGAGGUGCAUUUGGAGAAGUGUGUGUUGUGAAGAUGAGAGGCUCUGAUAAAGUCUUUGCUAUGAAAAUCUUAAACAAGUGGGAAAUGCUAAAGCGAGCAGAAACUACUUGCUUUAGAGAGGAACGUGAUGUUUUGGUAUAUGGUGAUCGCCGAUGGAUCACGAAUCUCCAUUAUGCCUUUCAGGAUGACAAUAAUUUGUACCUGGUCAUGGAUUACUACUGUGGUGGGGACUUAUUAACACUACUGAGCAAGUUUGAAGAUCGACUUCCUGAAGAUAUGGCACGUUUCUACAUAGCGGAGAUGGUGUUGGCUAUUGGAUCCAUACAUGACUUGCGCUAUGUUCAUCGUGAUAUUAAACCAGAUAAUGUUCUGUUAGAUGCUAAUGGACAUAUUCGGUUAGCUGACUUUGGUUCGUGUUUGCGUCUUUUUGAAGAUGGCACUGUACAAAGCAAUGUUGCAGUUGGAACACCUGAUUACAUUUCACCAGAAAUUCUCAGGGCUAUGGAAGAUGGUCAAGGGAGAUACGGGCCUGAAUGCGAUUGGUGGUCACUAGGAGUAUGCAUGUAUGAAAUGCUUUAUGGGGAAACACCUUUCUACGCGGAAUCUCUAGUCGAAACAUAUGGGAAAAUAAUGAAUCACAAGAAUUGUUUUGAUUUUCCAACGGAUGAUAUAUAUGACGUUUCCGAAGAAGCUAAGGACCUUAUGAGAAAGUUAAUAUGCAGUUCUGAGUUUAGAUUAGGUCAAAAUGGCGUCGAAGAUUUCAAGAAACAUCCUUGGUUUGAAGGACUGAACUGGGAUGCAUUAAGAGAUAGCACCGCUCCCUAUGUUCCUGAAGUUUCUUCCCCCACCGACACAUCUAAUUUUGAUGUUGACGAUACUGAUGUUCGAAGUUCCGAUGCCGUUCCCCCGGCUGCUAAUUCUGCUUUUUCGGCUUUACACCUUCCUUUUGUUGGAUUCAGCUUUACACAAGGAAGGUAUAGUUUCAUUUUCAAGAAAGCAAAAUCUACUAAAUCUAACAGUACAUAUUAGGUCUACUGGAAAGUUCUGUCCGAUAAUGCCGUCUCAAGUUUCAAUACAAACCGACAGAACUUUACGGUAAACCUAAUAUAUUAAACCACUAUUGACCCAUGACAUAUCAGUCAACCGUUUUAUAAAUGGAUUAUUUUUAUCAGUUGUGAUCUUGUCAUCGGUGGAAACAAUGCAAAUAUCAAUAUAAACCUACUUUAGAUUUUCAAAUAAUUACACGGUAUUUAACGAAAAUAUUAUUUUAAUAUUGAAAAAUAUAGAAGUAUCCAUUUAUAAAGUAAAGAGAGUCAACUAUUUUGAAUCGCUGACGUCAAAGGCGAGGAUAUCACGUAAAAUUCCUAACCACUUCAGCGAAACAAAUUACAUUUACAGCAAACACUAAGCCUGGGAGAAACGAUAGAUAUUCACGUAAUAUGUCAGCCGGUCAAUUUUUAAUUUAUCUUGCACUAAGAAAGGAGAUCUAAUCCAAAAGUCAAUCUGCCAAAGCCAGUGACAGGCUUUAAGGUGAUAUGAAAGGUGUUGAGAAAUUUAAUCGAUGUCGAUAAAAUAAAAUUCA